Messenger RNA from Varroa destructor (honeybee mite), 3822 nucleotides. RefSeq names its product transmembrane 7 superfamily member 3-like. The record is from RefSeq and is a predicted model, not a curated record. Gene Ontology annotation, cellular component: plasma membrane. Gene Ontology annotation, biological process: negative regulation of programmed cell death. Lineage: Eukaryota; Metazoa; Arthropoda; Arachnida; Mesostigmata; Varroidae.
GAGAGCUCGCCUUCGUAUUAUUCCAGGUUCAGUGUUCACUUGUGCUGUCGUCUUAUCGAAUGGCGAUUCAUCAAAACUUACUGAUUCGGUAUAACGACAUUGAGUGGUUUUAUAUCAUUCUAGCCCAGCUUUAUGUUAACUAAAAUCAACUAAGUAAGCGUCACAUUUCCAGCUUCAACCAUAAACAAGUUAUUGUACUAGUAGCCUCGAUUUCUUUGCUGCACCCACUCCUUAAAGUAUAUAUAUAUAUAUAUAUAUAUAUAUAUAUAUAUAUAUAUAUAUACAUAUAUAUGCAUAACGUAAUUAUUAUUCGCAUUAACAGUAACUGCACCGUAGCGGACUGAUUCCACGAAGAAAAAUACCUUUGAACAGUGGGGUGCGGAGCUCAAUUAUAUUACUAACAUUGGGAGGUGCUUUAGAUGAGUUGUUAAGGGGCAUAAAUGGACGUCAAACACAGGAUUUGUUCAGGAAUCUAGAAUCAUUCCAAAUUAUUGUGGCAAGACUUAUGCGAAAAAAGCUAUCGUAACGCCGUAUUAAAUAUUUCUAUAUGAUUGCGACGAUCAUCUGUUUACUUGUCACUCUCUUUGUGCUAUAGCAUUAAGAGAGCGACACUGUCAAAAGAGCGUUACAUUGUCGCUUUUAUGAACAGCAUAUGGAUAGGGUAAAAAGCGGGUUAGCCUGACAAAGCACUAAUUGACCUAUCGUUUUGGAAAUUUUCUUUUGCAAGUCAGUGAUAUAGAUAACGAUACAAUAUUUCAAUAAUUGAUUCCGAAAUGAAACGGAUGCUUAAGAUAUUACGCAAACCGUUUAUGUCUAUUUUUCACCAGUAUACUUAUUUUUGCAGAAAGUUUGCAGAAAGUGAGGUGCCUGUGAUUGUUGACAUUGCAAACUUUUACAUUACGAAACAAUGGGGCUUCCUUGCGGACUCAAGCUCGACUAAACAUAUCGAACGACGCGCUCAACCUUCUGAGUAGAAAAGCAAUCUUAUACUUGUAACCGUAUCUAGAUAAAACGAACGCACUAUCAAUCAGCCGCUACGUGACGUCAGCCAACGCUGCUACUUGUCGAUAAUUAAACGGAUGUUUUACGCUGAACAUUUUUGGUUCAGGACCGCGGCACUUGCAUAUAGGCUUAACUAUUUUGAUGUUACUCAAAAUUCCUGGUUGCCCAUUCCCGUUUACUCCUUGAACUCAUAAUAGCAUAGAAAGUGUGUAAAUGCAGCAGUUUUUUUUUUACCGGGAAAGCCAAAACCCCUAUUUUACGCGAAAAGCUAGCUCUGUCGUUAAAAAUCGGGCUAAAAAAUAGAUCGCUUUCAAUAAGAUUGAAGCUUAAUUAACUAAAGAAUUUAUGGGGAAAGGUGCCCUGCGUGGGAUACAGUCAGAUAUAUAAAACAUGGCUAACAAGACAAUCUGACUAGAAGUCAUUAUAUUUAGAACUAAACAAAAAUAUAUACCGGUCUUCUUUUAACAGUUUUUGGUAAAAGUGUUAAAAAAAAUACUAAAAAUUGUUCUUAGAAUCUUUCAUAGGUGCUGGUAGGAAGGCGACGGCUAAGCACGGGCCACAGUAUCUGUGGGCCGGCAGAAACUAGUAUGGCGCAUACAAAAUAUGGCGCGAAUGUAACACUUUCGUAUAUCGGGGACUGGUCUGGUCCGCCUCCUGCGAACGCAAGUCAUCGCUCUCGAAACGCCGGACUCAUUAGGCCGUGCACUAACGCUGCUGUCAAGCUGACCAAUGAAAAAUUUGACCAAAAUCUCACUGUUCUCCUCAUUGCUGUCGGAUAUAGCAGAGUGGACCCUAUACCCGGUGGAUGUGCAUUGGAGUUUCCCUUACGAAUAUCACCAUUUCUUCGCCUUCAGUUGGCUUCGCCCACCGAGAUUAGUCUUGAGUUUCAGCAUGCUCGAGCUGGCAGCCUCAUGCAGCAUCCCACAUCGUGCUCUGUCAGCUUUUCUUUACUUAGUUACGAGAUCUAUUUGUAUUAUCUGACACCCAGUGAAGACUACCACGAAGCACUUCAGUUAAUGAGUGAUUCACGACGUAUGCCACGUCAUGCAACUCGAGUGCACGCGUCAGAGACGCCGCGAACCCGCACUCUUUUCGUAGCUUAUCCCCAGACGAGGGCAAUUUACAGUGUUCUUGUGCGUCAACUCUACAGGAGUGGUUAUGAAACUUCUGCGGCUUACACCCCAGUAGCGACCCUAGGUUGUGCCGAUUACCCUGAUCUAGCUACUUGCCGAACGUCGACAAGCUCGGUUGUAGCUUUAGCCUUGGUCACAGCCUUAGCUCUACGCAUGACACUUGCCGGACACCGCUUCCUCAAGACACAAAUUACGGCUGCUUCAUUCCUGCUGUUUCUGUUAGCCUUCGAGCCUCUGCUAAUACCGGUCGCUGCGGUUCUUGCUUCAGCCCUAGGCUCUUUGUUUUUUCUAGGCCUGUGGUUCUUUUUCGGAAUUCCCGUUUUGGCUGUCAUACCGUCGGGAUUUCUUUUGGGCCUGCUAGUUGCUGCAUUUCUCUCGUUCACUCCCCUUGGAAACGUCUUGCUACUUCGGUCGGCGUUUGCGUUUCGCACCAUGACCAUCUGCAGCAUGUUGAGUAUUACAGCGUUAUUGCUACCGACCACUCAGUUGCUUAGCAUCGUUGCCUCAUCAGUAGUUGGAUCAUUCUGCAGUCUGUACGCUGUCGAUCGUGUGUUCCUGCAUUCGACCUUCUCUAAUAUCGUCGAUGUGGCUCGAGCACGUUUUGAAGCAACUACAUCUAUAUACACCCACAAUCAGGUUCCAUUUGCUAUGGUAGACGUUGUAUUCAUCUUACUGUGGUUGGUUCUUUUGGUUGCGGGCGUUGUGAUUCAGUAUCGAGACAAUCUGGAAAUUGACCGCGAGUUUCCGGUUGCCCCUAUAAAAUUAUUAAAAAGGUACUUGCGGCGACAAAAGGGUCGACUGAUUUGUACUUGUGUUAGCCGUUAUGACGAUGAUGCGAGCCUUCUAAUGCAAGAUAAUGCCGACGAGUUCCUACCUCCUGGAUAUAGCACUUUUCACGGACGAAAUAUUCUAAUAUGACCAUUAGUUGUUUAAAUUUAUAAUGGGUUUUAAUAAUGAUAUAAACAAGCCAUCUAGAGUUAAACGAGGAUGUGUUCUUCUUGGGAGCACAACCAUGUUCUUCUGCUAUCUGGCGAGAUUUGCUCAUACCCCAUAAUAGUUAGCACAAAUACAGAGGAACUAUCAGUAUUCUGUAAAUUUGAAAAUAGCAGAGGAUUUCCCGUCCAACCCAUGUCAAUAACAUAGCACGGAUGCUUACUCAUCGUUUAACAGAUAUUCGCAAACCUCAUGUUACUACAAUCGGUCUCUUGAUAUGUGCAACCAAUUACCGAAUUGUUUCUCUGUCGCAGAAAGAACUACAUUUUAUGAUACGAAUUUUCCCGUAAAACGAAUGAGCGUUUAGAUGUAUACAUACUCAUAUUAUUUGUUAGUACUUGUUUAUUCAUCAAGAUUUUAAUCAUGUGUCUAAGUUAAACAGCUAUUUCUUACGCUAACAAAGCUAAAUUAUUCAGAUUUAUCUAGGGAGUAGAUUCAAAAAGGCAAAGCUUACGAGAUUCGUCGAAGGUGGUGUACCUUUGACAGAAUCUCCAAAUAUGGAGCUGUUUCCUUUAAGGUAUGAUAAUAUUUGCUUCAUCCCUAAAUCAUCGGAUGUGUUCGCUGUGAGAGUUUAUGUUCACAACUGUAAAUAGGUUAUAUAUAAACCUAGUAGUCAUAUUAGAAAUGGAGAUAACAGAGAUUAUUUUGUAUGUAUGACACAAGAGAAUGUAUUAAUAAUAAACUUAUAUUUAUG